AUGCUCCUCGGAGGGUGUCGAGGUUCCCCCUCCGUUCCUGUUACCGUGUCGACCAACAAACACAAGGUGGAGGUGCGCGAGUUCUCAGAUGCGGUGCUGUCCUGCAUGUUCCACACUGAGAGAGAACAGAACCCGCGGAUCGAGUGGAAGAAGAAGGGGAAAGAUGUUUCCUUCGUGUACUAUGGUGGACUCUUCAGAGGUCCCUUUGAGGGCCGGGCCACCAUUCAAGGAGCCACGGUGACGCUGCAAAGGGUGACACAGGAGGAUGCCGGGGAGUACCGUUGCGAGAUCAGCGCUCCGUCUGACUCCAUCAGCCUGGGCGAGACCAACGUCACGCUCAAAGUCCUGGUUCCCCCACACACCCCGUCCUGCGAAAUCCCCAGCGGGGCAGUGACAGGCUCAACGGUGCAGCUGCGCUGUAGGGACCAGCAAAGCAUCCCGCCCGCUACAUACUCCUGGUUCAAGGACAACCAGCCGAUCAACCCGCCCCGACUCCAAAACGCCACCUAUCUAAUCGACUCACACACAGGAAUACUGGAGUUUAAAGCUGUAGCCAAAGAGGACACCGGCAAAUACAGCUGCCGGGCAUCGAAUGGAGUGGGGCCACCAAAGAUGUGCGAGGGCAAGCACAUGACGAUAGAGGACGUCAACAUCUCAGCCGUGGUGGCAGGAGUGGUGGUGGUCUGCCUGGUCAUCGCGGUUUGUGGAUGCGGGGGGUUCCUCUUACAUCGCAACGGAUUCUUCAGUCCAGGACACAGAGGAAGACUGUCCGAUGUGCUCACCAUGUCUUUGUCUUCCAGGUCCAAUGUCAACUACAUCCCCCCGCCCCAAGAACCCCAGGACUUUAAACACACCCAGUCAUUCAUGCUCUGA
Morone saxatilis (striped sea-bass) is the source of this 873-nucleotide messenger RNA. It is a transcript of the gene jam2a, whose product is annotated as junctional adhesion molecule 2a. Gene Ontology annotation, cellular component: protein complex involved in cell adhesion; cell surface; tight junction. The transcript has 10 exons. Lineage: Eukaryota; Metazoa; Chordata; Actinopteri; Moronidae. Gene Ontology annotation, biological process: leukocyte tethering or rolling. The record is from RefSeq and is a predicted model, not a curated record. Bases 1 to 873 code for a protein of 290 amino acids.